UUUAGAACGAGAGACUGUUCAAAUCUUGACGUUUUUAUUUUAGUAAACACACAGCCAAUAAUAGAAUCAAGUACUGGUAUUCGUCUCGGCUGUUUCCAGUUCUACUAUGAUCAGCUCUCAGAACAUAUGUUCCAGGCGGAUAUCAGUCCUUGGCAGAAUUUUUGGUGGAAGGUGCACGACUUUACCCCUGUAAAAGGAGAAAAGAAUUGGAGUAAACUUGGAACUAUUUUUAAAGUUGAAGAUUACCUACCUCUACCCACUUCUGAUCAGGGAAGGAACGGAAGUGCUAAAGAAGAAAAGUCCCUGGUUCCCCUGACUGUAGGUCCCUCAAGAUCUCUCUCUGGUGAGGAAGUUUCUCUAGUUGUUAUUUUCCAAUCUGACAGGCAGAUAGAGAUUGGCUGGAAUAGUUUGAAAAAACUAAAAGAAUACCCAAAUGUUUAUUUAGUCCGUACUGCACAUAUUCUGGUCAGACGAGCCGACGCAGAGAGAUUGUUCCCAGCCUGGGUUGACCGGGUAGAUAGGGGUAAACUACUCUGCUUUCAUCUUGCAGGAGCAGGAGCAGAUACAUUAGCCAGAAAAAUGAAGGAGAGGGAGGUAGGUGGAAUCUGGAUAAGCGAGGGUAACGGAGAAAAAGAUGUACAGGGACUUUUCGGACUUUCUGAGAUGGCAAUGGGAUUCUAAGAGCUGAAUUCGAACUGGUUGAUUCUAAACAAAGUUUAAUUAUGAAUAAACAUGCAGGGAUUCCCUGAUCAAUAAGCUUGGGAAUUAAGUGACGAGUUCGAAGUCUUUUUCUAUUUGCGCUUUAUUUAAUUCUGAUUAGAUUAUCAAAAAGCAUCAAAGAUGAUCAAAAUGCCGUCAUCAAAUUUACAUUUUUUAAAGAAUAAUCUUAUUAAAAAUGUUCUGAAAAAGUGAGAAUAGAUCGUAAAUCCUUAUUUAUGACAUUAUCUUUACGGUUUUUAUGUAAAACGUUUUUAAUAAUAAUUUUUAUUGUCAUCAUAAUUUACUAAAUACAAUUAGUAGACUUUUUCAAGAAUAUACAUUGGAAAAAAUUGGUUUGAGAAUUCAAAGUUUCAUAAUUUUUUUUAAAGUCUGACUUCAUACAUUUAUUGACGCAUGAAAAAUAUGAAAUAGGAGGAAUACUAAUUGAAAUAUUGAAAAUAAGUUACAUUUCAAGCUAUUGGUAAAAACAAUUUACUUCAUAACAACAUUAAGAUAAUCAUAAGAUCGCAUCAAUGUCGUCUUCUCAUUUUUGGGCCCCACUGAAUGUAAAUAUCUUUUUUGAUCGUAAUUAUUAUCAUUAUUAAUUCUGAAACUCAAUGGUUGUGUACCGUGUACCGUUCUUUAAUUUUAAUAAAAGUUUGAAAUUAAUAUUUA
Eurytemora carolleeae is the source of this 1374-nucleotide messenger RNA. Its product is annotated as protein XRP2. The record is from RefSeq and is a predicted model, not a curated record. Gene Ontology annotation, biological process: post-Golgi vesicle-mediated transport. Gene Ontology annotation, cellular component: periciliary membrane compartment; cilium. NCBI's taxonomy places the organism in Eukaryota, Metazoa, Arthropoda, Copepoda, Calanoida, Temoridae. Gene Ontology annotation, molecular function: GTPase activator activity.